AUGCGAGACCACAUGGAUAAAGUCUGGAGCCAAGCACGAGCAAUGGUCGAUGACCGACGUGCUCGAGGUGAUCGUCGAGAGUGUAUGAUCGAUAUGAAGUUGGAUGAGUAUGAAAAGAACGGCUGGCCUAUGUCGCAGCACGCCUUCAACAAUCUUUUUGGCGAAUUGAUGGAAGCAGGUGCUGAUACCACAGCCAAUCAGAUUCUUACUUUGAUCUUGGCUUUGGCGAAAUAUCCUCAGUUCCGGGAGAAGGCGAGAGUGGAGAUUGAUGCUGUUUGUGGUACGGAACGAGCACCUGUGUUUUCGGAUUUCGCGAAGAUGCCUUAUGUGAAUGCUAUCGUGAAGGAAGGUUUGCGAUGGAGACCAACGUCCGACCUAGGACUGCCUCAUACCGUCACCAAGGAUGACUACUAG
This is a messenger RNA of Fusarium verticillioides 7600, 414 nucleotides long. RefSeq lists its product as hypothetical. The transcript has 3 exons. Lineage: Eukaryota; Fungi; Ascomycota; Sordariomycetes; Hypocreales; Nectriaceae. Bases 1 to 414 code for a protein of 137 amino acids. The record is from RefSeq and is a predicted model, not a curated record. Gene Ontology annotation, molecular function: heme binding; monooxygenase activity; iron ion binding.